Parastagonospora nodorum SN15 is the source of this 2001-nucleotide messenger RNA. RefSeq lists its product as hypothetical. The transcript is spliced from 3 exons. Bases 1 to 2001 code for a protein of 666 amino acids. Lineage: Eukaryota; Fungi; Ascomycota; Dothideomycetes; Pleosporales; Phaeosphaeriaceae. Gene Ontology annotation, molecular function: chitin binding. The record is from RefSeq and is a predicted model, not a curated record.
AUGACUUGCCCGCAGCCACGUAUACGCUCACUUUCGAAAAUCCUGCUCUUCCAGCAACGGAAACACCUGCUGCUUUUGAAGCACGCAGUCCUUAGUACGGUUACCACGACAACAUCUGUUACUGCAACAGCAACGCAAGUCAUUGGUGUUACUCCCACUUCUAUGGCCAGUGCUGGGUCUACAACUAGCCUGUCGUCUAUUGCUUCGUCGUCACCUUCCGACUUGAUGAGCAGUAGUGCCUCGAGCUCUUCUUCCUCUUCAUCAGCGUCAAGCUCCCCACUUUCGCAGAGCAGCUCAUCUUCCUCAUUCAGCAGCGCGAGUGUAUCAAUAUCUGGCUCAUCGAGUGCAACACAGAGCUCUAGCGCGUCUUCAAGCACCCAACUUAGCACUCUUUUUACUGUGACAACCCGAACAUCUACUAGCGCAUCUUCUGUCCCAACUCUGAAGAUUUCUCAAGAUGCGACAUGUGGUGGCAAGACUGGAUACACUUGCAAGGGCUCGAGGUGGGGAGACUGUUGUAGUCGUAAUGGCUGGUGCGGCCGAAACCGCGACUUUUGUACCGCAGGCUGUCAGCUCUCAUUCGGUACCUGCAACGCCUCGCCUGCAUCAUCAUCCUCUGCGAUUCAGACCUCUUCAUCAUCGACUCGAUUGUCAUCCAUUUUUUCAAGCCCAUCAGCAUCUCCCAUCUCAGCGCUCAAGGUUUCGACGGACGGCUCGUGUGGCGGAAAGGUCACUUGCAAGGGUUCAAAGUUCGGCAACUGCUGCAGCAAAUAUGGCUACUGUGGUAGCUCGUCAAGUUACUGCGAUGCUGGGUGCAACCCUCUCUUUGGUAAUUGCAAGGACCAGGCUGUGCCAAGCACUACGCCUUCUUCACCGUCGCUCAAGGUGUCCAAGGAUGCCAAAUGUGGCGGCUCCACGGGUCAAACGUGCAAGAACUCGGCUUUUGGAAACUGCUGCAGUCAAUACGGGUGGUGCGGAAGUGGCCCGUCAUACUGUGGUAGAAGCUGCGAUUCGGCACUCGGUGACUGCUCGAAUUUCCGUCGCCAGGCUCCGGCUACUGGUGGAGGUCCUGACUUUACAUACCCGCCUAUUCCAACAAUCACAGCAACCACUACAGUGACUGCUUCCAUAACAGUUGGAACCGUGACCGUGACGGUCACGGGCGACAGCGUACCCACCAUCAGCACUAUGAGCAACAUUGCUUCUUCAACAUCGUCUGCCUCUGAGAGUCAGUCGAUGAGCUCGUUUAGCUCUACCCCUUCUCUAACACAUGUAGCGGUCAGCACUGACACUGCGACAAUGACGUCGUCAUCUCUCGAUACACCAACUUCGAUGAGCCCGUUAUCUACCCCUCCACCGGCACCAACCUCUGACGUCGUUCCGCCUGCAAACUUUUGUCUCAAAGUGCUCACUCCAGGUGUCAGUUCGUCUGGUUUCGUCAUCAAAUCAAACAAUAUCGGGGGUGGUGGUGGUAUCAGCGUGGACUCCAUCGUGGGUGGCAGUAUAACCCAUGUCAUGCGAUUCGCCAUCGGCACGGACAACAUCUUGAUGGUAACCACUCCAGGAUUGGCAUAUCCCCAAAUCACAAGAUACUCACGCGGCACUGGUGCAUGGCUCCGAUUUGCCGACAACUUUGCAAAUGCAUACCCAGUCGCUUGCGUCGUCAAGACGAGCGUUCCGGGCUAUGAAGGCGAGCAGGUUUUGAAGUGUAUCGGAGGAUUUCCGACCCAGCCGGUGCGCACAUUCACUGGAUUUCGUGAUCAGGCAGUUGUGAACGUCCCGCAUCGUUUAUUUGGGGAUGAAAAAACUACGCAACCAGACACGGCGGACAAUUUUAAGGUUGAACUUGGACUGUUCACCGGAGGAGCCUGCCCUGUAGAUGCACCUACUUCAUCUUCCAUUUCGGACGAGGCAACUAGCUCACUGACUCCGAUGCCCAGUGUUGAAACACCAAGCCCCAGCGUUGUGACCCCCAGUUUCAGUGCCGCUACUCCUAUCUAG